Molecule: messenger RNA, 840 nt
Organism: Olea europaea var. sylvestris
Lineage: Eukaryota; Viridiplantae; Streptophyta; Magnoliopsida; Lamiales; Oleaceae
Product: 40S ribosomal protein S24-1-like
Exons: 6
Coding region: 142-555 (137 amino acids)
Biological process (GO): translation
Cellular component (GO): ribosome
Molecular function (GO): structural constituent of ribosome
Source: RefSeq, a predicted model, not a curated record
CCUAGUAUCAUCUCGGUUAGGCGGCUUAGGCCCACAAUAGUCUGUUAUUUCUAAACCCUAGAUUAAAAGCCUUGGCAGCUGGUGAACAUCCACCCGAAGAAGACGACAACUGAGCGAUUCGAUCUACUUGCGAUACCGAAAAUGGCGGAUAAGGCAGUGACAAUUAGAACAAGGAAGUUCAUGACAAAUCGGCUCCUCUCAAGGAAACAAUUUAUCAUUGACGUGCUACAUCCAGGAAGAGCCAAUGUUUCUAAGGCCGAGCUGAAGGAAAAGUUGGCACGGAUGUAUGAAGUUAAAGAUCCAAAUGCGAUCUUUGUUUUCAAAUUCAGGACCCACUUUGGUGGAGGCAAAUCUACUGGUUUUGGCUUGAUCUACGAUUCUGUAGAGAAUGCUAAGAAAUACGAGCCAAAAUACAGGCUUAUCAGGAAUGGUCUGGAUACUAAGGUUGAAAAAUCUAGGAAACAGUUAAAAGAGAGGAAGAAUAGAGCAAAAAAGAUCCGUGGUGUGAAGAAGACGAAGGCUGGAGACGCUGCCAAGGCUGGCAAGAAGAAAUGAGUUUCUUUGAUUUUGAGCUUCCUAGGUUUUCAAAUCAAAUGCGAGAAGUUCAAGGUUCUCGAUUCAUCUAUUUUCUUUACUUUAGUUUUUUCCUUACCUUUUAUCAAACAGAUGCAAUUUUUGUGGAAUGUGUUUAACUCCGAGUUUUGUUUAAUUUUGUUCAUUUUAUCCAAGAGCUGCUCAGCAAACCUGUUUGAAACAUUUUGCCAACUUGAGCGAGCUACAAAAUUUAAGGACAUCGUUGCAGUGAAUUUUAAUUUUCAGUACUUACCGUGCCUUUCUACA